Molecule: messenger RNA, 1165 nt
Organism: Astrephomene gubernaculifera
Lineage: Eukaryota; Viridiplantae; Chlorophyta; Chlorophyceae; Chlamydomonadales; Astrephomenaceae
Source: the annotation of a GenBank genome assembly
AGCAUGUUAUUUCAUGACUUUAUCAGAGAAUGGUUCUUCGAUCUGCAGCACUGCACGUAUGAUGGAGGAAGUUUUACAAAUCGAGCUUGAGGCGUUGACGGCCACGUACGCUGAUGACGUAGUUAUCAAGGAAAACUGUAGCGAUGAUGGGUAUGUAGUAAUCAUAGACCUCCGCUUAGCUCCGCGAGUCUCUGAGCAACAUGAGGCAUUCCUAUCGGGCCGAUUGCGCCUUGGGGUGUUGCCAGGUUACCCGGAAACUAGUCCAUCAAUAGAUGUGCUUGACACCAAAGGCAUAGGUGAUCAACGACUGGCAAACCUUCGCGAGCGCUUACAAGGAGAAGCAUCCGCGUUGGCGGGAGAAAUGGCGCUGGGGGCAUUGUGUGAGGCCGCGCUGGACUGGGCGACGGAGGAGAACCACCCUGAAGGCUUUUGUGCCUUCUGCUUAUGCCCGCUGGAGCCUCCAUUGGGAGGCCGCGGCAGUAGCCAGGAGCCGGACUCACAGGACCAGCAGCAGCUGGUGCGGCUGCCCUGCUACCACGCCUUCCACAGGGGUUGCUACGCUGGGUGGUGGGGCUGGCGGCAGCAGUCGCUGGAGGCGCAGGAGCGGGAGCUGGUGAAGCACACGGGGGCGUCGGCGGCGUCUGUGCUCCGGGAGCAAGACCUUCCUCCCCGAGAUGAGUACGGCACCUACGAGACAAGCUGCCCCGUGUGCCGUACACCCGCCCCCUUGGCCUCCAUGGGUCCGCAGCUGAGGAAGCAGUUGGCUUUGGAGCGGUCCAAAAGCGCCGCUGCCUGUAGGGGGCCCCUGGCAGCUGCAGGAUCGCGGAGCAGCCAGGGGCGGCAGCAGCAGCAGCAGGGGGCGGGGUCUGGGUCGAGCGCGACAGAGGCGACGGAGGCGGUGCACCAGCACCAGCACCGGCUGAGCCCCCAGGAGCUGGCGGCAUACCGGGGGGUGCAGGCGCGGCACGCGGCGGUGCUGGCACGUCAGCGGGCGGCUGGAGGGCUUAAUGAGGCGACAUGCUACUCCAUUGCGGGCUGGACGCUGGGGGCGGAUGCCCCCAAAGCCUCCGAGCAGCAGCAGGAGCCGCCGCCGCAGCAGCAGCGGGAGCAGCAACAGCAAGGGCAGCAACAGUCAAGGAGGUCUGAAGGAGCUGGCCGGCCACGG